AUGUCUCUUCCUGACUCACACACACACAUUUUCUUUCUCUCCCUCACACACUCUCCGUCUUUCUAUUCGUCUCUCUUUAUUUCUCCCUGUCUGUCAUUCGGUCUUUCUCAGUUUAAUCUUAUCAGUCCUUCACUCAUUCUUUAUUCUUCUAUCACAUUUCUUCUAUAUUUUGUAUCUAUCGUCCUCCCCACUCUCUGUCUUUAUCUCUGUCUUUCUCCCUUUAUCUCAUUCCCUCCCUCCCUCUCUCUGUCUACAUCUCUCUCUCCCUCUCUCUCUCUCAUUAUUUAUACUGCGUUAUCUAUCUAUCUAUCUAUCUAUCUAUCUAUCUAUCUAUCUGUAUCUUUUCUUUUUUUCCAUCUAUCUAUCUAUCUAUCUAUCUAUCUAUCUAUCUAUCUAUCUAUCUAUCUAUCUAUGUGUCUGUCUGUGUGUCUGUCUAUCUAUCUAUCUAUCUAUCUAUCUAUAUAUCUAUCUAUAAAGCCUGUUUCUAACUUUCUCUCUGUCUUCUUUCCUUCAUAUGACUAUCUCCCCCCUCUCUCUCUCUCUCUCUCUCUCUCUCUCCGAGAUUCUUUCUUGAGAUUUUUGUUGGAACCAUGUUUCCUUCAAUUGUCUGCUCUCUUUUUGAUGACAUAUUUCCAUUCAAUAAACUGCUCGAUUGUUAGAGCCCUGUUUCCGUCCAAUUCACCGCCCGCUUGUAGCCAUGUUUCCUUUCAAUUUACAGCUCACUUAUAG
Molecule: messenger RNA, 729 nt
Organism: Acanthosepion pharaonis
Lineage: Eukaryota; Metazoa; Mollusca; Cephalopoda; Sepiida; Sepiidae
Source: the annotation of a GenBank genome assembly